AUGGCCGCUCUCACCACGGUUCGCGACGUGCUACAGAGCUACACCUUCGCCUUUGGUGUAUACAAAUGCUUCCUCAACAACUACGACGGCCACCCACAGGUGGCACAAAACGCCGUGGCACUCCUACUAUGCUUCGAUCAGGGCACCAACUAG
This is a messenger RNA of Miscanthus lutarioriparius, 153 nucleotides long. The record is from the annotation of a GenBank genome assembly. NCBI's taxonomy places the organism in Eukaryota, Viridiplantae, Streptophyta, Magnoliopsida, Poales, Poaceae.